Messenger RNA from Aspergillus glaucus CBS 516.65, 2195 nucleotides. Its product is annotated as acetyltransferase SAS4-like domain-containing protein. Gene Ontology annotation, cellular component: SAS acetyltransferase complex. Bases 267 to 2078 code for a protein of 603 amino acids. The transcript is spliced from 2 exons. NCBI's taxonomy places the organism in Eukaryota, Fungi, Ascomycota, Eurotiomycetes, Eurotiales, Aspergillaceae. The record is from RefSeq and is a predicted model, not a curated record. Gene Ontology annotation, molecular function: histone acetyltransferase activity.
AGAUUGAGGGGAAGAAAAGAUGAAAGUGAUGUGUUGAAUAGAAGUCAUGCCAUGUAUGCCAAUUACCAAAGUUACCGUACGCACCCACCUUAACACGCCCGUCUCCCUGUAUCGUUCCGUACCGUAACAUCGCCAACUGCUCCUUCGGCCUCAACUUUUCUCUCUCGCUCUUCGCCGGCGACCAGCAGCUUCAAUCCCGGCUGAACUCCUUUAUUCCUCCAUUAUCGGUUGCCCUAUACCCAGAAACCCUCCAGAUGUAAUUCACCAUGGCUGUCCGGUCCAGGUCGUCUCUGCAUGUGCGACAGGAUUCCGAUCUGAGUCUGCUUCCUCCGCCCUCCAAACGCCCUCGUAUACAACAUCUCAAUCCCCUUCCUUCGUCUUCUUCGCGCCGUCUUCGUCGUCGCGGCAGUUCGCCCGAUCUGCUAGAUACCACCAUCGAGCCCGCUACCACCCCUAAACCUCUCGCUGUCCGUCCCGCCAACUCACCCCUUUCGGCCGCUACUGCUGCUCCGCUACCGCGCGCAUCGGCGCGACGACCACGACUCAUAUCCUCGGCCUCGUCAUCCACAUAUAACCACCGUUCUCCUCCUCCCUCAUCUUCUAAUAACCCGAAAACUCCGCAUUUCAGAAAUCGCCAUGAUGUCCCGUCCACUACCCCCAUCCCAGAUCCGCGCGAAUCCCCCGAUCCGCUAGAUACCAUAUCUCCCGCUCCCGCGAUUUCCUCCCCCCGACCACGUCCGCCUCCCGCUGUGCGUGAGAGCCGCCACCAUCACCCACAACAACCCAAACAGCAACACAAGGUUGAAGACAAGCCUGCGGAAAAUCCAGUGGGGUCAGACAAGACAUCCCGGAACAAUGUCAGUCGGACUUUGCAGAGGAAUAACAGCGUUCCGCCGCCGGAAUCGCAACCGCCGCCAGCUCCAGCUCCAGCUCCCGCCCCCUCCGCGGGACGGGAACGGCGGUCCUUGCGAUCUCAUGACAGCGGACCCAAGUUUAGAAGCGAAUUGGCUGCUUAUUUCCCGAACUACGAUCAAUUGCUGAGUCUGGAACCGCAGAAAACGGAAUUCCUGACCGGAGAUACGGCGAUCCAGUUGAUUGACGAUCUCACCAAACCUCCGUCGACAUACCUGCCUCCUGAUCCGGAAUUGCCCUUUGGCAACCCUCUUUUGAAGUUCCACAGUUGCAAGGUAGUACAAUUACCGGAACCCAAGGAGGACCACGAUGCUGGCGAAGAAGACCCCUUGAACGAGGGAGCCUAUUUCCGCGCGCACCGCAGAGUCGAACGACAGGAGAAACAACUUCGGAAUAUCGAGCGUGAGCGUGCCCAGCAUGAAAAGCUCCAGGUAGACCGUCUCCUAGAGGAGCUACGAGGUCACGACUGGCUUCGCGUGAUGGGUAUUACAGCCACAGAUAACAAGAAAGUCUACGAGCCGAAGCGCGACUUUUUCGUCAAAGAACUCUCGGCUUUGAUUGAGAAGUUCAGAAUCUGGAAAGAAGAGGAGAAGCGUCGGAAACUAGCCAAGGACAAGCCGUCCUCACCAGAUGUUCCUCCCGAGAACGAUACCAUUCGGGAUAGCAUCGAUGUCCAGAGUAAUGGCGAACCCGCUGAUCCCAACGACGUCGAUGUCCAAGCAGCCCGACAACUCCAUCGCGAAGCCCGAACCGCCACAUCGGGCAAGAAACCCAAACCCUCAGCAUCAUCCGAGAAACGCCGCAAAUCCAAAACCGCACCAUCUACUGCUGACCAGGAUUCAUCAGAGCUACAGCCCUCUCAACAACCUCCACAAUCAUCACCUCCUCUUGCUCCCGAACUUCUUCCAACUGUUGAGAAUAAAACCUUCACCUCGUUCUACUCCGAUCCUCAAGUUCGCGCCAUCUCUCUGGGGAAGGGAACACCCCCUACCAACCGCCGAACCAACCGUCUUCAACAUCAAACGCUCGCCUUUGGCCAUCCAAUUCCAGAGAUGGAAGAGCAAGAGUUCGAAUUGCCGCCUGAGAUCCUCACCGAAGACGCAAUUCUGGCGAGCCAGCGGAAACAGAGGCGGAUGAGGAGGGAUAGCAGAAGAGGACAGGGGUAGCGCAGUAUAGUAUAUUAUCGUCCUUCGUUAGUUCAUAUUCCUUUUAUCUCUUACUUCUUUCUUCCUGGACUGGGUCCAGAUCAUGCCGUUUCUAUUAAUUUUUUUUUUUUUUUUUUU